This is a messenger RNA of Uloborus diversus, 5033 nucleotides long. RefSeq names its product phosphatidylinositol 3,4,5-trisphosphate 3-phosphatase and dual-specificity protein phosphatase PTEN-like. Gene Ontology annotation, molecular function: inositol-1,3,4,5-tetrakisphosphate 3-phosphatase activity; protein tyrosine phosphatase activity; phosphatidylinositol-3,4,5-trisphosphate 3-phosphatase activity. Gene Ontology annotation, biological process: cell motility; protein dephosphorylation; negative regulation of cell population proliferation. Gene Ontology annotation, cellular component: plasma membrane; nucleus; cell projection. Lineage: Eukaryota; Metazoa; Arthropoda; Arachnida; Araneae; Uloboridae. The coding region runs from base 88 to 1401 and encodes 437 amino acids. The record is from RefSeq and is a predicted model, not a curated record. The transcript has 11 exons.
GAAGCUUUCUGCAACUUUGUAUUGUUGACGAUUUUGGCCGAUACGAGAAAAAGCACCUCACACAAUUCUUCUAGAGAAAAGUAAGAAAUGAUGGCUUCGAAAAUUAAAGGUCUUGUUAGUAAAAAGAAACGCAGAUAUAAAGAAGAUGGAUUUGACCUUGACCUUACUUACAUAUGUAACAAUAUUAUUGCAAUGGGCUACCCAGCUGAAAAACUAGAAGGUGUCUAUAGGAAUCAUAUUGAUGACGUUGCCAGGUUUUUAGAUUCAAAACAUGAUCAGCAUUAUAAAAUUUAUAAUUUAUGCAAAGAACGAAGUUAUGAUACUAGUAAGUUCCACCAAAGAGUGGCUCAAUAUCCAUUCGAAGAUCACAACCCUCCUAGUUUAGAACUUAUCAAGCCUUUCUGUGAGGAUGUUGAUGGCUGGUUAUCCAAAGAUAAAAAAAAUGUUGCUGCAAUCCACUGUAAAGCAGGAAAGGGUCGGACCGGGUGGUCCAUGAUUUGUGCAUAUUUGCUUCAUAAACGUAUGCAUGAAACAGCAGAAGAAGCUUUGAAAUAUUAUGGAAAUGCCAGAACAAUGAAUCAGAAGGGUGUUACUAUUCCAAGCCAACGUAGGUAUGUUGAUUAUUAUGGUGAACUAGUCAGAAAUAAUCUUGUAUACAGACCAGUUACGCUUCUACUGAAGUCUAUACUGAUGGAGCCGAUACCAACUUUUAAUGGUGGAACUUGCAGUCCAUAUUUUGUUGUAUAUCAACUGAAAACUAAAUUAUUUACCUCACCUACUCUUGAAGUUAAACGUAAUCAGAAGUUCCUAUUUUUUGAAAUUCUUGAUCCAGUACCUGUUUGUGGUGAUGUUAAAAUUGAAUUUCGCAAUCGUCCCAAGUUUGGUAAAACGGAGAAAAUGUUUCAGUUUUGGUUUAACACAUUCUUUGUCCGACCAGAAGCAGAAAGUUUAGGAAACUCAUCGCGAACUAAUGGUUGUACUACAUCAACAGUUUCAUCUUACUUAAAUUGGAACAGUUUUUCAUCUGCAACAAGAAGAGACCAAAAAAGCAGUAUACCUUACACAUCAUUUCCAUCAUCACCCUUUUCAGAUAGAAAUAAAAGCUCACACUGUGAAGGUCCAGUCAUGACUUUAUGUAAGAAUGAAUUAGAUAAAGCUACAAAAGAUAAGACAAAUAAGUUAUUUAGUCAAGAUUUUAAAGUCAAGGUUAUGUUCAGCAACAUGAAUGAUUCUCCAUUAACUAUUGCCCUUGAUACGGAAUCUAAGGCACAGCAGAAUAUUCAAAGUACCAGUGAAACUGCGAGUAGUCAUGGAGAGACAAGUAGUGAAAAUGAAAUGCUAGAUACUGACACAGAGACCGAUGAUGAUGAUUGGGAAACCUGUGAGGCUACUCAUAUAUGAUAUAGAAUGUUUAUUAUUUUAACUUAUUUUGGUUGUUCAGAUAUAUAUUGUACCACAAAAGGGUACUAAAUCUAUUGGGCAUUAGAUAUCAUUCAUAAUUUGAAAGCCCUGUGAAUUCUUAAAUGACAAUUGAAAAAGAGAACCAUAUAAUGGAGAACAAAAAAAUUUUAAGAAUUUGAAUGGAAUUGAUUAUCAUCAAGCAUAAGACAACUGACAUUUAUUUUGUGUUAUCAUGAAGAAAUAUUCUAUUGUUAUCUGUGAUUUUUGUCCGUCAUGUACAUUUCUUUCAUAUUAAUAACUGGACACUGAACUUUUUUUUUUAAUAAGGACAUUGUAUAUAGUUUGUCAAUCCUAUCUCUUUUCAAUGACGCAAUUUUAUUGUUUUCCCAUUUGUGACUUCGCCUGCCAGGCUAAUCAUUGUGCCAAUAUCUAUGAAACUCAGAAUUUUUGCUGCAAACACGUAUUGUUUUAAAAACUAGUAUGGAGUUUGGUAUGGUGGUAUCCAUUUAAAAUGCUUUGAAGCAAUAUUAAAGUUUCAUUUUUUUUCUAUUUUUUUUUUUUUUUUUUAAUGUUCAUUUUGUUAAUAUGAACAAAAAAUCUUGUGAUAGUUUUUUUUUCUAAAUGUUUACAUAAGUACCUGAUAUGUUCACUUCCCAAAUUAUUUCUAUAAUGUAAUUUGAUAACAUUGUACAUUUUGUGGAUCUGAUUUAAUUAACAUCAUUUUAUGAUUUGAUAGUGAGAUUCUAUGUAUAAAUUACUUGCAUAAUUAAGUGUACAGUUUUCAUAAGCAUAUUGUUUGUACAAAAUGAUCAUAUCAUAAGAGUAUUAAACAAUUUUACAUUACAGUAUGUUUAUCUUUUCAUUGAAAAUGUUCUUUUCAAAAAAUAUACAAUAAAAAAUGCUUUAUUAAUUAAUGACAUUUCUUUUUGCUUGUUAGGUUUUGAAUGAAAUACAACAUAUAUAAUAACUUUUAUAAAAUAUGUAACAAUUUUUUGUUACUAGAAAAUCAUCCGUCAUGGUAUGACGGGUGCAAAUUGCUUCUUUUUUGGAAAGAUUUCUUGUAAAAUUUGGCGUUUUCAAAUAGAUGAAUAUGAGACAGAAAUGUUUAACAUUGAUUGAGAAAUUUUUAAAUUCAUCAUUGGCCUGAACUUAAAAAUGGACCGCCAAGUUACUUUAUUCAAUGUCUAACCAGCAAAUCGGUUGUUUAUUGAAUCUAGUUUUGCCUUGUUAUAACAAUCACUUCUCUGCUUCUCAAACGCUACCAAAACAUAUUAGUUAAUUAUAAAUAAAAUUACUAAUUUAUAAAUGAUGCAACAAUGAAAUGUUGUCUCGCAAGUUAUACUGCUAGUUUUAUUAUUGGUGACGUCAGUGUUACUCAAUCAGUGAUUUUGGCUAUUAUAUGUAUGGAGAUUGAUAACACCAAAGUAAAUUUAACAGUAAAUGUCUAAGUAAAUGAAAGUCAUUAAUUCAUAACUUCAAGCAAAAGUUAAUUUCAUGAAAAAUAUGUUAUAGGGAUCUAUGCUAAUAUCUAGAAUAUAAAUUAACAGGAAUUUUGAUGCAUAUUUAUUUAAAAUGUAAGAUCAUUCUUUUAUUCUUUUGCCAUAAUGAGUCAUAAAGUGCUAGAAUAAUACAUGAUUUUAAAUCGCUUCCCAUUGCGACUUCUACAUUUUUAUAGUAAAACUGUUUAAUUAGGCAGUCGUGUCCGUUAACCAGUCCGGUGUAUCCAUUAGCCGUGUCCAUUACCAGUGUGGCACAUAUAAUGAAUUAAUGGCUAUACUGCUGUGUGCAGGUAAAGAGCAGUAACUGCAAAAUUUUCAUUUUUCAUUUUUUUGCCAUCUAUUGUACGUUAUCUUUAUUGCACAAGCUCAUUUAUUUGGUUUCCGCUGAAACAAAUGUACGAAAAAAAUGUCUAAUUCCAACAUUUGCCUAUUGUUAGUAUUGAAUCCAAAUUGCGUUUCUUCAAAUCUCUCAAACUCAUUUCUGCAGAUACUGCCGUUUAGCUGCACAUGGCAGUAUAACAUAAUAGUUUCAACUUCGUUCGUCUUUUUAUAAAAAACUUAUGGCUUUAACAAAAUUUGUAUUUGGUCCUUUCAAUUUUGCUAUAAACAGGUACAACUAUAUUUACUUAUUGUAUAGAAACUGCAUGAUAUGAAAAUUGUUCUCCUUGAAUUUCAAUAUAUAUAUUUUUAAGUAAUACUUUGAAAAUCAUGAAUAAUUAUUGACAACAUAUGCAAACACUAAAACUUUAGGAACUUUGCACUUUAAGUUAUUAAUCAAAUCAUUUUAUUUUAAUUCAAUAUAUUAUUUUGACUAAUCCUUAUUUCUAGGAACUAACUGUAUCGCUCUUUCAUUUUUCUCCAUCAUCACUCCAUUGCAAUGUACCAUUUUUAUUGACAUCCAAUGCAGCAGAAAAUUUUAACAUUUUUUCAGCCUCUUGACGAAUGAAACGUAAUAAAUAUACAUUGCCAAAUUUUACUCUCUUUUGGCAAAAAACCAUGUUUCUGUUUCAUGUUCAGAAUAAUUUUCAAAGUUUGAGUUUUUAUUGCAUCAUUACAGAUGCAUUUUAAUUUUUCAAUUUCGAUCUGUGUUCUAAUAUUAGGCUCUUCUGCAAGCUGAGGAAAAUUUUGAAGAAUGUGAUAAAAAAAAUUAAAUUAAAAAAUAAGCUUUCAUAUGUUUCAAAAUUUAAUUGUUGAAAAUAUUUUAAAUAUUAAUUUAACAUGUUGUCAUGUAUGAUAUAUUUAUAUGAUUUGAAAAAAAAUUACAUACCUUUUUGUGCCAAUUUAAACUGAAUUAUCAUUCAUAAAGGAUUGGAAAAAAAGAAAAAGAAAAACUAGUGAAUGUGCACUUAUUAUCAUUAACUUUUAUCUUGGCUAAUCAAAAUGACAUAAAAUUAUUUGAUUGCACUUCAAAAAGUAAGUUGUGCAGGUGUUUUAAUCUAAACAUGUUAUUCCAAGCAGCAUUUUUUGAAAUCAAAUCAUUUUUUUUUCUUUGCAAUUGAAUAUUUUCUCUUUUUUUUUGAAUUAUUUAUGAUGCAUUUAUGUCAUUGAAUGUGAAAUCAUACCUUAAUUUUUAUUCUUUUAGAUUUUUAAAAAUAAGCUAUAUAACGAUCAAUAUUGUAUUACUUUGAAGCAUUUUUCACACGUUCUCCUUUGAUAAUUCAAAAGUUAGUUUGACAAUUUACUUUUUCAUCCAGAAAAACAAUGCACUUGCACUCCUUGUAUGAACACUUAGAAGAGUAAGCAUGUUAUCAUGAACAAUUCAUGUUAUGAAUACAUUUGUGAUGAAAGCCGGUAUGAAUUAUAUGUGAACUGUGUUAUUCACAGACAUUCGUAUCAAGCAUGCUCAUGUGAUUCAGACUUGGUUAUAUUCAUUUCUGUUGCAGUAUUUAUUCCUGUUUAAGCUUACUUUUUACGAAAAAUGAUUAUCUCUUGGAGGUAUGUAUUGAAAAUAGAAACUCCUGUUCCCCUUUCAAAGUCAAAAAAAAAAAAAAAAAAAGUUAAGUCUUGUUCUUAAUUUUGCUUUUGUUAUUGUAAUUGUUGUGAAAAUUCUGUUAUGUAGUCUAGUUUACUUCAUCAAAGAUAUUUCAAAUUAGUUAAUAUGUAACAUCAUACUGCAACUGAAAUGAAAUAUGU